AUAUAUGUGUCGUUGUGUGAGUGAGUGAAUGAGUGAAUAAUGUAUGUACUAUGAGAGACUCUUCUUGCUUUGCGGUUCUUUUAUUUCUUGACUCUUAUAAUACAUAAUAAAUAAAUAUAAUAAUAUAAAGAAAGAAAAAAAAGAAGAGAAAGAGAGCGUCAUGAGGAUGGAGAUGAAGAAGGAUAUUGGAGCUACUAAUCAAGCUGUGGUGAAUAAUGGUAACUUUGUGGCAGAAGAUGAAGAAGAAGCUGUCUCAAGCUUUAAAUUUUCACAUCUUCUUGCUUCUAAGGAUCGUGAUUUUCUUCUAUCACCGUCUGGAGCUCAGGUGAAAGUUUCAGAACUUGAAGGGAAAAUAGUGGGUCUAUUAUUUGCUGCCAAUUGGUACCCACCAUGUCGUGGAUUCACUCAAUUGCUCAUUGGUAUCUACCAAGAACUCAAAAACAACAUCCCACAAUUUGAAAUAGUGUAUGUCUCAUCUGACGAAGACUUAGAUGCAUUUAAUGGAUUCUACCAAAACAUGCCAUGGUUAGCAAUUCCUUUCUCUGAUUUAGAAACAAAAAAAGCAUUGAACAGAAAAUAUGAUGUUGAAGGUAUUCCAUGUUUGGUUAUGUUACAACCUGAUGAUAGUAAAGGUGAAGCAACACUUCGUGAUGGUGUUGAACUUAUUUAUCGAUAUGGUGUUCAAGCUUAUCCGUUUAGUAAAGAGAGAUUGGAACAAUUGCAUGAAGCUGAAAGAGAGAAGCUUGAAAAUCAAACACUUGCUAAUUUACUUGCUAAUAAUCAUAGAGAUUAUGUUUUGAGUCAUACAACUGGAUUACUCACACAGGUACCUGUUGCAUCUUUAGUGGGAAAAACUAUUGGACUAUACUUCUCAGCUGGAUGGUGUGUCCCAUGCACCAAAUUCACUCCCAAAUUGAUUUCAGUUUAUCAGAAAAUCAAGCAAGAGUUAGCUGAAAAACAAGAUGAUGAAGAAGGUUUUGAAAUUGUUCUUGUUUCGAACGACCGUGAUCAAGAAUCGUUCGACUCUUACUACAACACCAUGCCUUGGUUAGCAUUACCAUUUGGUGACCCAGAAAUAAAGAACCUUGCAAGACACUUUGAUGUACAAGGAAUACCUUGUUUGGUAAUUAUAGGUCCAAAUGGUAAAACAAUAACAAUACAUGGAAGAAACUUGAUUAAUUUGUAUCAAGAAAAUGCUUAUCCUUUCACUGCUACUAAAGUGGAGCAGCUAGAGAAACAACUUGAAGAAGAGGCUAAGGAUCUUCCAAAUUUAGUGCAACAUGAAGGGCACCAUCAUGGAUUGAAUUUAGUGUCUGAUGGAAAUGGUGGAGGACCCUUUAUUUGUUGUGUUUGUGAUGAACAAGGGUCUAAUUGGGCUUAUCAAUGUCUUCAAUGUGGCUAUGAAGUACACCCAAAGUGUGUCACAGCUAUUCAUGGAUAGUGACAAAUUCAAGUCCCUGGUUGCUUGUAACAAAAUUAAUUACCUACACACACCAACUAAUUGUGUGUGUCUUGAAUGUGCUAGAUUAGGUGGUUACAUUAUUAAUCCUAAUCACAAGGAUUGGAAUUCCUUUCACAUUCAAAUAGGUGGUUAGAUAUUAUUUAAUGGCUUUCUAUUUCUUGUUGUUAUAUGACUAAAAGAAAAUGUGUGUGACAAACUAUUAAAGGGAAAUGAGGCUGAGAAAUGACAUGUUCUAUUCUAUUAUUUCUAAUAAAUGGAAAUUUGAUGAAACUAUUAAGGUA
This is a messenger RNA of Trifolium pratense (red clover), 1743 nucleotides long. RefSeq names its product probable nucleoredoxin 2. The transcript has 3 exons. The record is from RefSeq and is a predicted model, not a curated record. Gene Ontology annotation, molecular function: thioredoxin-disulfide reductase (NADPH) activity. Lineage: Eukaryota; Viridiplantae; Streptophyta; Magnoliopsida; Fabales; Fabaceae. Bases 161 to 1441 code for a protein of 426 amino acids.